This is a messenger RNA of Moneuplotes crassus, 1206 nucleotides long. NCBI's taxonomy places the organism in Eukaryota, Ciliophora, Spirotrichea, Euplotida, Euplotidae. The record is from the annotation of a GenBank genome assembly.
UUCGUCCUCUUCACUGCCACCCUUCUUGUCUUCUUCAGAGAAGAAUUCAUCCGGGUGCGAGUUUUGAUAAAUAUUUUCUCCUUCAACAUUGAUUGGUUUUUGAGAACCUUCAUCUAUUUUAUUUAAAUUUUCAUCUGGAUCUUCGCUGAAUUCUUUUUCAUCAAAAGUGUAAAUUUUGGAAAUUACCGAAAGUUUAUAGACUCUGUCAGCAUAAAAAGCAACAAUUACUGCAGCCAAAGACUGAAGAAGGCUGAAAAUACCUCCAAUGCUAGCUAAGAUGUCUGUACAAAGAAAUUCUUGAAUACAUUCCCGACCAAUCAGUAUAUUUAUCAGAUUUCUCUUCAGCAACAGCAUAGAACGUUCCAUCUUUCCUUCCAUCAACUAAGGUGUAGUCAUCCAGAGUAUUAAUUUUAUUUUCUUUCAAGAAGAUAUCUGUGUUGAGAAAGGUACCUUCUUGAUAAGUGUAAUAGAACUUUUGAGUGAGAUAAUUUUUAAUCGGCUCACUGAAGCUUUUCAAAUCAAAGUAACUAUUGAUCAUCAAUAUUUCAAAAUACUGGCUAUAAAUAUGGUCAUCGAUGGCAGCUUCUUCAUCUCAUUCUCUUUCAUCUGUGUCUCAUCUAGAUAUUUCAAUUUGGAUAGAUUUUGAAAUAUCGGUAUACCAGUUCCCAACGAUGGAAUAGUUUGUAGGCUUGAUUCAAACAUAUUGAUCAAUAGAGAAUUGUUUGAGCAACGUUUUAUUUUGAUAAGGGAAGGUAUCUCCACAUUUAAUCAGCUCGAGCUCUGUCCAAGUCUCGUUCCAUCCACCUUCUGGUUUCACAAUAGAAUGGUAUUGGUAAGCUCUAAUUUUAUACAUUCUCAGAUAUUCUUCGUCAAGAAGACUAACAUUAUUGAAUCUGAACCCAAAGGCAAUAGCAAAGCCAUGCUCAGCUGGAUGAUGCUCUAAGUCAUCUUUAGUGAGAUCUCUAAUGACACUAUUGGUGCUAUAAACUACUGUUCUUCGAGCAAACAUUACUUCAACCAUGUAGGCAGCAUAGCCAAGAAGGACUAUCAGCACGAUUAUAUGCUGACAGAUCCACCGAACAUAGUCUUGAACUUGUCCUCUCCUUUAUAAUUGAGAGUAAUACGCUUUCCGUAGAGGUCGAUAGCCUUCACAACUCCCCCGAUUUUCGAGCCAACGUUUCUUAGCCAACCAGCCAUUUUUUAGAU